Molecule: messenger RNA, 1631 nt
Organism: Theobroma umbraticum
Lineage: Eukaryota; Viridiplantae; Streptophyta; Magnoliopsida; Malvales; Malvaceae
Product: transcription repressor OFP4-like
Biological process (GO): negative regulation of DNA-templated transcription
Molecular function (GO): DNA binding
Source: RefSeq, a predicted model, not a curated record
CAGAGCCUUGCAGUCACCAAAGGAGCUUGCCAUGCAUAGAUGAUGUCAAGGAAGGGAAGACUGCAGAGCAGAAAACAGUGUCUUCGGCUACUGUCAUUGUGUUGGAUUUUCUGAUGAUUUAAUAGAAAGGGCAAAAAAGAAGGCCUUUUAUUUUGCAUAAUUCUCGAUAUUAACUUUCAUGCUUGACUUUUCAAGUUGGGGGGGGCCCAUCUUUUGUUGUUGCCUUGCCUAAAGUUAGAAUUUGUGCUUCCAUACUUGCUAUCUAUUCAGUUUCCAUAUGUAAAAUCUUGUAUUCUCAUGCAUUAAAUAGAGGGGAUGGCUAACACAAACCAAGUCUGAGAGAAGCAGAGAAUAAGGAGGGUUUCCAAGUGAAGUGACAGAGAAAGAGGUCUAUCUAAGAUGGGUAAUUACAGGUUCAGGUUCUCAGAUAUGAUGCCAAAUGCCUGGUUUUACAAGCUCAAAGACAUGAGCAAAACCCGAAAGCAAUACCGGUCUCACCCCCUGAAGAAAAAACCUUCCCCAUCAUCUUCAUCAUCACAAAAACCCCACGAUUCCAAGCCAAGAUCCUAUUACUUCACCACCGAACCUAUCAAAGCUGGCAGAUUCUACAAUUCACCUGUGCAUCUUGAAGCCUCGGGCGCUCGUUUUCCUGAUCCACCAAGAAAGUCGUUGAAGAGAAGAGGCAGAAGAAGAACCGUUUACAAGCCUUCUCCCAGAGUCGUCUCCUCUGUCUCUGCUGGUUUUAGCUGUCAUUCCGUACUUAACUCAGUCCCGACCAACUCUAGUCUAACUCAGUCUCCUGACUAUUCUCUUUCUCCAUUCGAAAGUUCCCCUGAACCCGAGUCUCUUCUAUCAGAAUCAGAGGAUGAUGACUUUUUCGCUCCUGCUGAGUCAUAUGAUCUACCAGCCUCAUACUCGAAAUCUUACAACUGUAAGCUUAGUUCUUCAACCACUGAUAUCAUCAUCGACAUGAAUAACGAGUCUCACACAACGAAAUUUGACAUGGUGGAUGGAUUUGACGCAAUCCCUGAACUCGAGCUUCCUCCAAUAUUGACAAAGCCAGCAAAGUGCAAUCUAAAGGCGGAUGAAGUCACCAAGUUGACGACAAGUUCAUCUAGAUUAGAGGAGACUAAAGCACGCCGGUCUGUUUCUGUCAAAAUUGUUAAAGAAGACAGCAUUCGGACUCAAAAAGAGCCAAGGGGUAGUCCUCUUGUGAGAAAGUCAUUUGCUAAUUCUCCCGGAAUAAGGCUUCGGGCAAAUUCUCCAAGAAUUGCAAGCAAGAAGAUUCAAGCUUAUGCACGAAAGAGCAUGUCAUCCGGUACGUACUUAAAGUCUAGGAAUAGAAGCAUUGCAGGAAGUUUAGCAGUCGUCAAGUCUUCACUUGAUCCACAAAGAGACUUCAGGGAUUCAAUGGUUGAGAUGAUUGUGGAGAAUAAUAUUCGGGCAUCAAAAGAUUUGGAAGAUCUUCUUGCUUGUUAUCUUUCACUCAAUUCUAAUCAAUACCACGAUCUUAUCAUUAAGGCGUUUGAGCAAAUCUGGCUUGAUAUGACUAACCUACGCUUGUAAAAUUCCUAGAUCAUUAAAUGCACAUAAAUAAAUGUUAUAUUCUGACUUCUUCUCUGUAAUUUCAG